This is a messenger RNA of Linum trigynum, 742 nucleotides long. The record is from the annotation of a GenBank genome assembly. Lineage: Eukaryota; Viridiplantae; Streptophyta; Magnoliopsida; Malpighiales; Linaceae.
CCAUUAACCCACCCAGAAAUCGAACACGUGACCCAUCCACCCUUCUUCUUCUUCCUCUAUACCCUACAUCUGCCGUCGCCGGGGGGAUUUCCCCUCGAUCUCCCUGCCGCAGCCCCCGCCGCCGGAUCCAAAUUCAUAUAUCCAUCUGCCGCCACCACAAGAGUGAUCGAUAUCCAAUCCAAACCACCCCAGCCGCCGCCACAUCACAAUCGAGCUGCUGCGAUGUCAUUCAAGCCGUAGUCGCAUGAUGGCGGCGGCGGCGAGCAGCAACACAACAGCCACCGGAGGAUUCACGUCGAGGACAGGUUCACCGAUUACAUCGGUCGGGUCAGGAGGAAGCUCCGGACGCUAUCCACCGUUGGCGGCGGCGACAACAAUCGGUAUAAUUAUGAUAAGCGCAAUUCAGGGGUUGGGAAGGACAGCAAGUUCUCUGACUAUAUUAGUCAUGUGAAGAACAAGUUCGUCCGUACUUCAACUACUUCGCCAGCUGCUGCUUCUGCUGCCAAGCCCAAGUCAUGGAUCAAGUGAUUGAUUUGGGUACUUACUGCUUUAAGCAUGCUUAAUUAAUUAAUUGGCGUUCAUUUCACGGUCAGGAAUAAGUCGUUUUCUCGAUAUAUAUAUAUAUAUAUGAUUCCCUUUGUCUCUCGUAUGUGCUUGUGUAUGAUCUUGAUUUGUGAAAUCUUUUCAUAAUUUGUGGGUUAAAUCUCCUGCUUCCUUCAUUGAACAAAUGAACAAUGUUUUC